Messenger RNA from Girardinichthys multiradiatus, 1309 nucleotides. RefSeq names its product bone morphogenetic protein 2-like. Gene Ontology annotation, molecular function: cytokine activity; growth factor activity. Bases 90 to 1178 code for a protein of 362 amino acids. Gene Ontology annotation, biological process: SMAD protein signal transduction. Lineage: Eukaryota; Metazoa; Chordata; Actinopteri; Cyprinodontiformes; Goodeidae. The transcript is spliced from 5 exons. Gene Ontology annotation, cellular component: extracellular region. The record is from RefSeq and is a predicted model, not a curated record.
AAUACAGGGAGAGCCUGUCAUGAAAAGCAAGCACCCCCCUUAUCACCCACCCUUGCGCAGGUGCCCAGCUCAGUCCACUCUAGGUGAAAAUGCCAGUAAGAGUUUUGCGUUUCUGCCUCUUCCUCGCUGCCCUCCACAUGAGGUGCGUUCCCGGCGGGGCAUUGGAUGAAGCGCCCUUCGAGUUGAAGGAUUUAUCCCGAGCUCCUGCGUUUUCUCCUCACAAAAAGGCGCCACAGUUUAUGUUGGGACUGUUUAACGCCGUGUCCGUGGACCACGGGACGCACAAAAGCCAGAAGGAGAUACUAGAAGGGAACACGGUGCGCAGUUUCCAGGAUAAAGGACACACUGGGCAGAGGGUGCACUUUUUCAACUUGUCCUCCCUGGGCAGAGAGGAGAAAAUGAUCAAAGCUGAAUUCCGCUGGUUCCGAAAGAAACAGACGUUCUACCUCGGGAACUCUCACGGCCCUCAUUUCUAUAAGGUGGAUGUAUAUGAGGUGCUGGACAGCAGAGUAAAACCACAGAGAGGAAACCUCAUCACCUCCAGGCUGGUGACUUCGCAUACACAAGGAUGGGAAGUGUUCAAUGUCACUCACAUGGUAUCUAAAUGGAUCCAGAAUAGUGAGGAGCAUGGCAUCCUGGUGGUGAUAACAUUUCUCCAUGGUGACUGCAUAACGUCUGGAUCCAAGCAGCUUGAGUUGACAGAUGCAAGCGCCUACCUGGUCAUAUUCUCAGACGAUCGUAGGACUGAAGCAAACCAGUCAAACCUAGGACAACCUACAGCAGCAGCCCCUGAGCCUGAGGACCAUAUCAACAGGAGGAGACGUUCAUCCUUAGAGUUCCCUCCCCGUGGUCGUUCACAGUCCUGCCGGCGGGUCCCCCUCUUCGUCGACUUUGAAGAGAUCGGCUGGUCAGGCUGGAUCAUCUCUCCUCGCGGCUACAACGCCUACCACUGCAAAGGUUCCUGUCCGUUUCCGUUGGGAGUAGGCCUUAGGGCCACCAACCACGCCACAGUGCGCUCCAUCAUGCACACGCUCAAGCUUCCUGGGGAGGACGUGGGAGCCCCCUGCUGCGUGCCCGACAGACUGCAGUCAAUCAGCUUGUUGUAUUUUGACGAUGACGAGAAUGUGGUUUUGAAGCAGUAUGAUGACAUGGUGGCGUUAAGCUGCGGCUGUCACUGACUAUGUUUGGCUCCUGCACUCUUAAAGACUGAGGCAUAGAGAGGAGGUGAAGGGAAUGGAGUCGCUCAGCUGAUUAGACUAUGUUUCCCUGUAUAUGUUUAAAUAAUGAUUUAUUUUAAGAAAUAAAAAGG